Molecule: messenger RNA, 1509 nt
Organism: Magallana angulata
Lineage: Eukaryota; Metazoa; Mollusca; Bivalvia; Ostreida; Ostreidae
Product: methionine aminopeptidase 1-like
Exons: 13
Coding region: 35-1177 (380 amino acids)
Biological process (GO): proteolysis
Molecular function (GO): metalloaminopeptidase activity
Source: RefSeq, a predicted model, not a curated record
UAUUAGUGUUUCCUCAAGAGGAAGUAACUCGGAAAUGGCAGCCAACGGAGAAGUGGUCCAGCGAUCUUGUGAGACCCCAGGCUGUGACAAAGACGCAAAACUACAAUGUCCAACGUGUAUCAAGUUAGCCAUUCCCGGUUCAUUUUUCUGCUCGCAGGAUUGUUUUAAAGGAUUUUGGGAUGAACACAAGAAAAUUCACAAGAAAGCAAAAGAAAAUUCAGCAAAGAACAGUGGUGAAUACAACCCUUGGCCUGGAUUUAAGUUCACAGGUGCCCUAAGACCUCAACGAGUGUCCCCCAAGCGGUUGGUUCCUGACACGAUACCUAGGCCAGACUAUGCUGAUCACCCAGAGGGUGUUCCUAUUAGUGAAAGACAAAUGAGGGGAUCCACCAAUAUCAAGAUCCUUACAGACGAAGAACAGGAAGAUUUGAGGGUUACCUGUAAGUUAGGCAGAGAGGUUUUAGACAUUGCUGCCAAUGCAACAGAAGUGGGCAUCACAACAGAAGAAAUUGAUAGGAUUGUUCAUGAGGCCUGUGUGGACAGACAAUGCUACCCCUCUCCACUCAAUUACUACUGCUUUCCCAAGUCCUGUUGUACGUCAGUAAAUGAGGUCAUCUGCCAUGGUAUUCCCGAUAUGAGACCUUUAGAAGAUGGAGACAUAAUGAAUGUUGAUAUUACUGUUUACCAUAGAGGUUGCCAUGGAGAUCUGAAUGAAACUUUUUUUGUUGGAAAUGUGGAUGAAAGAAGCAAAAAGCUGGUGAAAACAACCCACGAAUGCCUAUCUCUAGCCAUAGAUGAAGUGAAGCCAGGUGUGCGGUACAGAGAUAUGGGAAACAUCAUCCAAAAGCAUGCGCAGGCCCACGGAUUCUCAGUAGUCCGCAGCUACUGCGGCCAUGGCAUUCACCAAUUAUUUCACACAGCUCCUAGUGUACCACAUUAUAGCAAAAACAAGGCUAUUGGAGUCAUGAAACCUGGGCAUUCAUUUACCAUAGAGCCAAUGAUAUCAGAAGGUACUUGGCGAGAUGAGAUGUGGCCCGAUAACUGGACUGCAGUCACCUUGGACGGCAAGCGGUCUGCUCAGUUUGAGCACACUUUGUUGGUCACUGAUACAGGCUGCGAAGUGCUAACAAGGCGGCGAGAAAACAAUGGACAACCUCAUUUUAUGGACAAAUUAUAAACCCGAAAAUCAAAUUGUUUGGUUUUUACUUUUAAAAAAGUAUUGUAGAACACCAACUAAAAAAAAUGCCAAAUUUUGAUCUGCUUGUUAUGAAUUAUUUAUUUUGAAGAUAUUACAAAACUUAUAAUGCUCUUGCACAGUUUUGUCGCAUCUGUUAUUUCAAACAGUGUUUAAACAUGUACAUUUGUGCAAAAAUAACUCAAAAGAAUUUACAACAGGGGUUGUAAAUUUUUCUUAUAGACUGAGGGGGAAUCCAGUCUCCUUUUUAACAAGAUAGUAUGUGAACAGAUAAAAAUGUACAUCUGAAAUAAAAGAAAAUCUCCUACAGAAAG